AUGACCGGACGCGGUGGAGGCGGCGGUCGCCGCGUGUUGCUGCCGCCUAUCAACAUGAUAUUCAAGCUCUUGCAAUCCAAUGCCACCGUCCGUGUCUGGCUAUACGAGCAGCUCUCCAUUCGCAUCGAGGGCAAGAUCCGGGGGUUCGACGAGUUCAUGAACCUGGUCAUCGACGACGCCGUCGAGGUUAAGCAGCCCCCCCGGGGCGCCGCCAAAGCCGACGUUGAGCCACGGAAACCGCUCGGCCAGAUCCUGCUCAAGGGCGACAACGUAUCGCUGAUUCAGAGCUUGUAA
Hirsutella rhossiliensis is the source of this 294-nucleotide messenger RNA. RefSeq names its product LSM domain-containing protein. The record is from RefSeq and is a predicted model, not a curated record. Gene Ontology annotation, cellular component: U4 snRNP; U4/U6 x U5 tri-snRNP complex; U1 snRNP. The transcript is spliced from 5 exons. The coding region runs from base 1 to 294 and encodes 97 amino acids. Gene Ontology annotation, biological process: spliceosomal snRNP assembly; mRNA splicing, via spliceosome. Gene Ontology annotation, molecular function: RNA binding. NCBI's taxonomy places the organism in Eukaryota, Fungi, Ascomycota, Sordariomycetes, Hypocreales, Ophiocordycipitaceae.